CAAACUUCUAGCAACACUUCUACGUCCACAAGCUCCACCUACACGGUCUGAGAAAAUUACAACAGACUUCAGGGGGUGUUCUAAUAUCAGUAGAAACAAUAGAGUUGAUGAAGUUGAGGUCUUGAGCUUCAUGGAAGUUAGUUAACAGUAAGUGUAAAAGUACUUUUACCCAAAAGACAAUAAAUGUAAUCAGUAAUUCUUGGAGAGCACAAAGAUAUGUUUGCCAUAAAGAGCGAGAUGCAGGUUCCAUGUACACUCAUAAAGACUGAGAUGAAAUAUAUGGGUGAGGCACAAGAAGACUUAAGCAAUAAUGUAAUACCUAAAGCAGAAAGUUCAUUUUGCUCUGCUUAUAAUGAGACAAAAUGUUUACAGAAUGAUUUCAUGCAACAUGAUAGUAUCUUUGGCCAAGAACUCCACAAUAUAAAAACUGAUCCAGCUGCAGAGACAAACUGGAAGUGUGAGAAUGUUCUGAAAGUGGAGAUGAAUUCUCAAGAUUCCACUUCUUUCAUUAAAAUUGAACAGCAGCACAGUCACAUUGUGAAGAUAGAAUGGCCACAUAUGACUGAGCAUAAUCAUAUAGUAAAGACUGAGAGAUCAUGGCCUGGCCAGGAUGCAAUUUCUCAACUUGAUAGUGAUAAUGAAUUUUAUUGGAACUGCCAAGGCGAUACUUAUGAAGUGAAGACACUGUUUGCAAAAGGACCAGUCACUCCUGAGGUCAAGCAUGAAGCUCACUCUGGUCAAGGCGUUGGUUUUGCAGUAGAGUCAGAGCAGACAAAAUCACACACUCAGUCCACAAUAAUGGAGCACUUGAAGGCACAGAUUGUACCUCAGGAGGUGGAGUGGAAUUGCAGGAAAAAUAAAGAUAUUUUAGCAUGUAUAUCAUCACCUGAACUUCAAGAUGUGGAUGUUGCUGGAUGUAAAAAUACACAGGUGAUGGAUAUUGUGACUGAAAGUCCUCAGCAUGAGAGAAAUGUAAAUGUGACAGAAGCUAGCAUCAGUACCGAGUCAGAAAAAUACCACCCUAGGGAUAUUGAAUCUCAUAAGUGCAAAGUGUGUAUGUCUUCAUUCCAUUUUUCAACCUUGCAUAAAAAACACAUGUCAGACCACACUGGUAAAAGUCAAAAGCGCAGAGUAUGUAAAGCUGCCUUCAAAACAUUAUCCAGUUUGAAAAGUCAUAUGCUGGUUCACAGUGAUCAGAAGCCUCACCAGUGCAGUGUGUGUAAAGCUGCAUUUAAAAGAUUAUACAAUUUGAAACGACAUAUGAAGAUCCACAACACAAGGUAUUCAUCUACUUUAAAAACACAGAUGAUGACCUAUGAUGGUGUUUGCUGUUACCCGUGCAUGCUAGCCUCCUCAGUUCACUUCAAGAGACCAUUUGAGAGCAGAGUAUUUGAAAAUGCAUAUGAUAAGCUACAGAGAUGA
This is a messenger RNA of Pomacea canaliculata, 1422 nucleotides long. RefSeq names its product zinc finger protein 354A-like. The record is from RefSeq and is a predicted model, not a curated record. The transcript is spliced from 5 exons. Lineage: Eukaryota; Metazoa; Mollusca; Gastropoda; Architaenioglossa; Ampullariidae. Gene Ontology annotation, cellular component: nucleus. Bases 217 to 1422 code for a protein of 401 amino acids.